This is a messenger RNA of Trichomonas vaginalis G3, 1269 nucleotides long. Its product is annotated as spectrin binding. The record is from RefSeq and is a predicted model, not a curated record. The transcript has a single exon. The coding region runs from base 1 to 1269 and encodes 422 amino acids. Gene Ontology annotation, molecular function: protein binding. NCBI's taxonomy places the organism in Eukaryota, Parabasalia, Trichomonadida, Trichomonadidae.
AUGGAUAAUGAUUUUGCACUUGAUAAAAUCUUGCUUGACCUAAAAGACGAGAAUGUUAGUGAUACACUCGGUCGUUUCGCACAAACAAUUUACUUUACUCAGAAAGAAAAAAUUCCAAUAAUCUGCAAUAAGCUUGUUCCACGUUUGCCAGGCCGUAUUAAAUCAUUGAAUGCAUAUGCUCAUUUCAUUCACUUCCUUGCAUGCGGAUCUCAAAAGUAUCAAUAUAAGAGCGAAUUUGCCAGUGAACUCCUUGACAAGGUCUUUAUGAAACCAGUACUUUUAGAUUUUAUCUAUCAUAAAAUACCGAUAUUUGCAGUCUUACGAAUGUGUAUUGAACUUGGAACGUUUGAUAUCGAAGAUAUCAAAGUAAGGGUCCUCAAAAACUUCCAACUACGAUCACGAUACUCAUUAAUUAUGGCCUUAUUUUUUCUUCCUGAAAUCAGGGAUGCCCAAUGUCAGAAGUUUUUAGCAAAUUUCUUAACAGCCAACGUUCAAGGGACAUCUUUAAUAGGAAAUUCCUUAUUUCUAGAGCUUAACAUGGAUAAUUUAGUUGCCGAUGACUACGCAUUACUCAAAUCUUUUAUAAAAGCCGGAUGUCAACAUAAUGAGUUCGCCUUAUGCUGCAAGAAUGAUGAUAUGAACAGAUUGCAAGAUCUCUCAAUGAUGUCCAACUUUGAUUUGAACAUGCGUAUUUCCAAUAACUUCUUUGAACACUGUUUCUUUUGCCAUGCAAAUCCUCCUUUGAUUUCUUACGCUGCUGCAUACGGAUCAAUCAAAUGCUUUAAGUUCCUUUUGCUCAACAAUGCCGAUUUGAACAUCUGCGAUGAUGAUAACUUCUACCCGGAACAUUUCGCAAUUGUUGGAGGAAACGUUGAAAUCAUUCAUUUAAUCGAACAAAGAAGAUUUGAUGAAACAAACACUUUACAAAUUGCAUCACUUUUUUAUUAUGAUGCUGUUUUUGAGUGGCUUUUAAAUACACGAAAGAUUAAUGUAUUAUCAGCUGCAUCUACUUUAUAUUCAGUUGUUCACACAUGUGCUAUUGCAAACAAUUUCCACGCAAUGUCAUUAGUUCUUAGUCUUGGAGCAGAUAUAAAUGCAAGAGGGAAUGAUACAUUGACAGCUUUGAUGCUUGCAGCAUGUUUCGGAUCGUAUGAGACUGUAAAAAUAUUAGUAACAAACAGUAAAAUCAAUUUGUCGAUAUCAAACAGACAUAAACAAACAGCUCUUCAAAUUUGUUUAUGUCUGUUUGAGAGAUUCAAGGAUAAUUAA